GCGGGGAGGAGCGUGGGGAGGGGGAGGGGCCCGGGGCUCCGGGCCCUAGCUCGAGAGGUCCCCACGCCCAGCGACUCGGGGUGCCUGCCUUUGUUCCAAGACACCGGGGUCUCUCGGAUCUGGAGAGGUUCCGUGAGUGAGAGGGACUCGCGGCCGGAGGAGCGCGAUGGGCGCGGGCGGAGGCGGGCGCGUCUCGGAGCCGCGGGCCCCCGGAGCGCGGGCGCGGCGCGCCGCCCGCAGCCUCCGCCCUCCCGCCCCGACCCGCCGGUUCUGUUUCCUUUCGUUCCUGCUGCUCCGCGCGCUGUCGGCGCUGCCCGCGGCUUGCGGCGCCGCCGAGGAGCGGCCCUUCCGCUGCCUGCAGGCCUCGUCCUUCCCCAACCGCAGCAGUUCGCGCACCGACGGCGCCGCCUGGCUGGGGGAGCUGCAGACCCACGCGUGGCGCCACGACUCGGACGCCAUCCGCUUCCUGCGGCCCUGGUCCCGGGGCGAGUUCGGUGACCAGGAGUGGGAGCAGCUGCAGGAUAUGUUUCGGGUUUAUCGAAGCAGCUUCACCAGGGACGUGCACGAAUUGGACAAAAUGUUGCGAUUAGACUGUGAGCUGAGGCCUGGGGUGCGGGGCCACCACCCGACGGGAGACGCUGACGCAGAGGCGCCCGUGAGACAGGCUGACCCCGCCUGGUCACUCUCUGCUGCCUCCAGCCCCCGACCCCCUCCUCCGCCUGAGGUGUCUGCUGGGUGUGCGAUCCUCGCAGGGAACAGCUCCGAAAGCGCCUUCCACGUGGCAUUUCAAGGAAGAGAAAUCCUGAGUUUCCAAGGAAUGUGGGUGCCGGCGCCAGAUGCCCCGCAGUGGGUGGGUGCAGCCAGCAAGGUGCUCAGCCAGGACCGCGGAACCAGCGCGACAAUUCAGUGGCUCCUCAAUGACACCUGCCCGCGGUUAGUCAGAGGCCUCCUCGCAGCAGGAAAGGCAGACCUGGAGACGCAAGAUACCCCUUUCCCUGCUGGACGCAGUGAAGCCCGAGGCCUGGCUGUCCGGGGCUUCCAGUCCCGGGCCCGGCCGUUUGCUGCUGGCGUGCCACGUCUCCGGAUUCCGCCCAAAACCGGUGUGGGCGAUGUGGAUGCGGGGCGAGCAGGAGCAGCUGGGCACCCAGCGAGGGGACGUUCUGCCCAAUGCCGACGGGACCUGGCACCUCCGAGUAACGCUGGAUGUGGCAGCCGGAAGGGCGGCGGGCCUGUCUUGCCGAGUGAGGCACAGCAGCCUCGGAGGCCAGGAUGUCAUCCUCUACUGGGGAGAGGGGAGCCGUGCCUCCGUGGGCUUGAUCGCCGCGGCAGUGCUGUUUCUCCUUGUGAUCCCUGGAAGCGCCAUCUGGUUCAGGAGGCGCUGCUCCUAUCAGGACAUCCUGUGACUGUCCUCACCACACGUGUCUGUCUGGGGCAUAGGACCUCACGUGUCCAGGAUAUACACGGUGCUCAGGGAUUGAGGGUGAGCGGGGAGCACCCUGAAGAAGCAGGGGACCAUCAUAAGCCAGCUGUUGUCACUUCCUUUUAACAUCUUAUCCAAGGGGAUUUAAGUUCUUUUUCAUUAAACUACAAGUGUCUUUGCUUAAGUGGCUCUGAAGAAACAGAAGUGUGAACUCUAAUACCUACCAGGGGCAAGCAGAUAAGGGCUGGGGUGUGUGGGUGGGCGUGGUCACUGAGUGGUGGAACGUCCAGGGAACUGGGAAGCCCUUGUACCCAGAGGAAGCAGGUGCUUGUGGUCAAGAAUAAACUGAGACUGUGGCUGGACUCUAACUUAUGGACUCUAACUUAUUUUUCAAGAAGAGUGAAAGUCUGGAUUUUUAUGUGGACGUGUCAGAUGGUAAAAUGUUGACUCAAAACUUUUACAAAAUAUUUCUGUACCCCAGAUACACCUCUGCUGGCUGACAACAGCCCAGUCUGUGUCUCCUUCAUAAGAAGUUUGGCUUGAAUGAGGUAUUGGUGGUUUUAGGGCAUGAUUUUUAUCGUGAAUUUGGAUUUAUCAAGAGGGACAUUUUCCCUUUCAAAGAAAGUUAGGUUGUCAAAAACACAGGUGAUGCAAGUUUUCACUUUGUGUAACUUGAGUAAAACAGGAGAAAUCCUAGUGUAAGUGUAUUAUGUAAAAGAAAGCUACUCUGGGUAGAGAUAUUUCUCUCAAAUGGCAAGUCACUUUUUCAGGAAGAAGACAGGGUGAAGAUAUGCACCCACUCCACUCCACCCUAAACAAGCUCUCCUACUUAACAGCUGUUAAAUGAGACAGUGUACAGAAAGGACUGACCCACGUGGGCAUGCGUGAGCUGUAGUGAGAUGGCCCAGCUCAGGAAAGAGCAGGAAACCUAGGGAACAGAAGACUUUCCCAAUGCCAAAAUAUGGAUGGCCAAGUUAAAAGUAUCUGUGGGCUAUCAGGGAAGUCGUAGUCUCUUGGCCCUCCGGGACUUGCAGAAAAAGUGAGGCCGAACUUUUGGAGAGUCUUUGCUUGAGAAAAUUCAGAUUUGGCAUCUUCUGCUCUGGACUGGCACAUCAAAUCUAGGAUGAAGGUCCUGCUGGUUUCUCCAUCGGUGGUUCCCAAAUUGUGGCUUCCCGCCCAGCAGCCUCAGCAUCCCUGGGAACUUCCCAAUUAUUUUGGUCUCCACCCCAGACCUACUGAAGGAGAAAUCUUGGGAGUGGGGCCCAGCAAUCUGUGUUUUAACAAGCCCUCAGGUGAUUCUGAUGUUCAGGCUAAAGUUGGAGAACCACUGUUCUUAGGCAUUGUGUGAGGCUAUGCAACAAAUCCGCCAGAAUGCUAAGUGAAAAAAUUGUCCUGGGGUAAGUCAGGGAAGGCUUCCUGGAGGGAGGGGAUGGAGAGGAAGGGACGUGAGCCAGCAAGUGCGCCGGAUAAGGAUGCUCGGGUUCUAGCUGCCCACCCAAUUUCCUCCCGUGUCAAAAAUGGGGAUGACAAUGUCUGUCUUGAUUAUGUUACAGAUUAAAUGUUUGUGGCACCCUAAAAUCCAUAUGUUGAGAACCUAAAAGCCCAAGGUGAGGUGAUAGGGGGUGGGUCCUUUGGGAGUGGGUGACCCCCUCCUCCACAUGAAGACACAGCAGGAAGAUGCCACCUUGAACCAGAAAGGGGACCCUUACCAAACACCGAAUCUGCUGGUGCCUUGAUCUUAGACUUCCCAACCUACAGAACUGGGAGAAAUAAACGUCUAUUGUUCAUUAGCCACCCUGCCUGUGGCAUUUUGUCAUCGCGUCCAGAGCAGACUAAGAUGGUCGCACAGCCUCCUGGUGGGGAGCAAAUGCGUGCAGGUGUAUGGCGACCUGCGAUGCCUUACAAAACGUGAGCCCUCUGCUGGGCCUGGUGCCCCACGCUGUCCUGGGUGAUGCCCAGCAAGCGGUGCAGGUUCGGGAGCCCUUACCACCAGCCGUCUGUAUUCUGAGGGCGUAAGUGUUCAAGUCUCUUCUGAAAUUUUUGGAAGUGCUUCCGCAUGAAUUUACCGUAGCUCUGGUUCCUUUUUAAGCAAAUUUGAUCUAUUUUGGAAGUAAAGACCUAUCUCUCCAGGAAAUUCUGUCUCCUUCCUUCAAAUACUCAGUUCAAAACACUUCAGAAGAUCUGAGAAUUCAUUUUAGAAUGUGUUGAUCUCUGCGAACAUCGUGCUCCUU
Manis javanica (Malayan pangolin) is the source of this 3651-nucleotide messenger RNA. Lineage: Eukaryota; Metazoa; Chordata; Mammalia; Pholidota; Manidae. The record is from RefSeq and is a predicted model, not a curated record.